AUGGACCAAAUGCAGUUAACUGGACAAAGCAAUAGGAUUUGUAGUUCAAAAUAUGGAGUAAAUUACUCGAAGGAGAAUGCAGGAAAAUGGGCCACAUUAUUCAUUGCACCUUUCAACAAUAAAGUGCACCCUUCAAUGCUAUUCAAAGGCUGGGUACCUGUCACAUCAUGGGAGUCCAUAUCAUCCCAGCCACAAAAAGCCUCGAAGAUAUUUCUUUUCAUGAAAAACCAAUUUCCCAUAUUAUUUUUCUUUCGAACAACAAAAA
This is a messenger RNA of Dovyalis caffra, 265 nucleotides long. NCBI's taxonomy places the organism in Eukaryota, Viridiplantae, Streptophyta, Magnoliopsida, Malpighiales, Salicaceae. The record is from the annotation of a GenBank genome assembly.